Messenger RNA from Suillus fuscotomentosus, 1243 nucleotides. RefSeq lists its product as uncharacterized. Lineage: Eukaryota; Fungi; Basidiomycota; Agaricomycetes; Boletales; Suillaceae. The transcript has 2 exons. The record is from RefSeq and is a predicted model, not a curated record. Bases 327 to 1178 code for a protein of 283 amino acids.
AACAUUGACCAUCCCCACUAGCCGCCCAACCAGGACAGGAAGCCAGUGAGUGGAUUUCUAAACUUCUGGUAAUUGGUUACCGAGUUACACUUUGCGGACAGCCUUUAAAAGCACCACUGGGCCCUGGCCAGACAAAAGUCUCGCAACUCUUGCAGUCUUCUGGAAAGUGCUGUGUCAUUCUUGCAUAACCGUGACGUCCAUAGCCUGUCCAUCCUGAAGCAGUGGUCUGGCGCUUGUGCUUGAAGACAAGUCAUCCACAGAGUCAUAACAUAGCGGAGGUCUCCCCGACAUCUUUUUCUCUCAACUUCAAUACUGCAUCAACUUGAAUGUCUGGGCCAUACGUCUAUACACAACCGAUAUACGAACCUCCUCCAUAUUAUACCCACCCGCACACUCCCCAGCGAUCACCUUUCAUUCCUCCCAUUAGUUUAUUCCCACCUUCUCCCUCAUCACCUUACGCCGAACUUCCUGGAACGCCGCACACUUCUUACUACCCUGAUGGAUACCGUCCCCGUCGUCCUCCAUCUUGGCAUGGAGGGAUGGCUGCGCUCCCUCCCAGUCCCUCCUUUUUAGGGGUUCCAUUGCCAACCCAUAACCGGCGACAUUCAUUCGGCAAUGGCAAUCACUCUCCUUGGCAAUACCAGACGUCGUCGCAGCAAUUCCAGAUUCAUCCGCUUCUUAACGGAGAAGCUUAUGUAUCGGAGUUCUACUUCGACAUUGCUAAUCCAGCUUUCGCGCCAUUGCGCAGAGUUGGUCCAAACCACACGGCUAUGGUGUCCGUUGAAGAGCUAAGGGAACCUGCUACAUUCCCAACCAUUACCCGCAUGCGUAUCACUCAUGAUGCCAUUCCGAAAUGGCCCAUUGACUUGGAGCUCGUUCAUGGCGAGUACGAUACGUCGGGCGCUCUGCCCAUAACAGUUGGCGAUGUUUUGUGGAUGAUCCAUUCUUCCCUGCACCGCCAAAUAUCUCACUCUGACUGGGCCCAGCUCAGUCAGAGUCAAGAAACUGCAAUCGCACGGGCCUACACCCGCAGAUACAGAAGCAUCCCUUCAUCUGCUCAGCUCGAAGCAAGUCAAGGAGUCAAACGGAUUGACUAUUUGAUGGAAAGACAUGUCUUUAGAGGACUUGUCAGAGCUCACGACGAAGAUGGUUUGUUCCAUUGGAAGUUGUUGACAUGAAUGUGGCCGCCCCUUGUAACCCGCUCCCUUUGUACCAAAUCUGUCAUAAACAUUCUUUGUUCUCU